This is a messenger RNA of Blastomyces gilchristii SLH14081, 339 nucleotides long. RefSeq lists its product as uncharacterized. NCBI's taxonomy places the organism in Eukaryota, Fungi, Ascomycota, Eurotiomycetes, Onygenales, Ajellomycetaceae. The annotation marks the transcript as partial. The record is from RefSeq and is a predicted model, not a curated record. The transcript has a single exon.
AAUCUUCAUGUGUUGACAGAUCUGUGUUCACUGAUAAUUAUAAUCUCAAUGUUGAAUUAUUGAUUAAGAACUUGAGAGAUAUAAUAAUGAAGAAAUUGUCUAUAUUAUGUAUAACUAAGUCUUCUAUAUCUCUCUCUGCUCUCUUUGUUUCUUUCUCUGUCACUCUCUCUCAAUCUUCUAUAUCUAUCUCUGUAUCUGAUUCUUCUGCUUCUGCUACCUCUGUUUCUGAGAUUCUCACUCUUACUACUUCUGCUUUUACUGCUUCUACUUUCUCUGCCUCUGCUGCUUCUACUGUUAUCAUCAGCUCUCUCUGUUUCAAGAGGAUGUUGCAUAGACUUA